GUGUGGGCUCCAGCCAGGCAGCACUUACCUCAGGCAGCUCCCGGUUGGCACUGCAGCAGCACGAAGGCAGGUGCCCUGCUCUGGCUCUUCACAGCUCCCCGGAAGCGGCCGGCACAAUUCACCUUCUUCCCAAGGCCAACACGCACAGCGAGACCUGCCAGGGACGCAGCGUCACCCCUGUGUACCAACAAGCCAUGGCGGGGGAGGAAGUAGAGAAACUCUCUGAACUCACCACUAGCCACUGCUACUGAUCAAGUAUCUAUUUGUACGGCGUGUGGAGUGGAAGAGGAGGAAUGGCUGACACAGUGGGACAGCCCAGUGGAGGUCUGCACCACUGGAUCUCCAACCUCCUGUGGCUGGCAGAUGAGGGAGACCACAAGGACAUUGUGGCACGCAUCAUGCAGGCAGCCAGGGUCCAGCCAGCUGCUGUGGCCUCCCUCCUAGUCCAGAUCCUCCAGCAGGAUGAGGUGUCUGUCAGGCAGAAGGUGGCGGCAUACGAAGGCCUCAGGACCAUGCUGUUGGAGCAGGGGAUGGAGGCAGGACUCAUCGGCAGCCUCAUUGCUGUGGCCUCCCAGCACAUGAGGGCGGCUCCAGAGGAGGCCUUGAGUGAGCUCCAGGCGGCUGCCAGUGACACCUUGGCUGCCCUCGCUGGCUGCUGCUUCGGCCCGGUGAUGCGGGAGCUCCAGAAACACCUGAGGCCCUUUGUGCUGCCAGCAGAGUUCACCCUCCUCACCCUGGGCAAGGUCAUAGCUGCCAGCGUGUACAGGUGUGUCCCCUUCCUGGGCAUCACCCUGACCACCAUGCAGACCGUGAUGCGAGGGAUAGAUGACAGCAGGAGACGAGGGGCCUUCUGCACUGCCCUGGAGUGCAUGUGUGGGGCAAUCAGCACUUACCUGAGGAGCUGGGAGAGGAGCACCUAUCCACAAAUCACGCUCCAGCGCUUCUCUGCGUACCUGCUUCCCAUGUACCAGCACCUCAUCAGCGUCUGGCUGCCCAGCGAGGACACGGAGGUCAAACUGGCUGUCCUCAAGGCCCUGGGGCCAAUGCUGAACAUCCUGCUGCCCAGGAAGGAUCUGCAAAACCAGAUCUACGGGGACAUCCCCCUGCUCCUGGCCCAGUACAGGGAGAACAUUGAGGCCUUUUACAUAACCAAGGUUCUGGGACAGAUCUUGCAGGCCUCUUCCUCCAACAACCCAAUCCCAGAGGUGCAUGUGGAGGCUCUCUCCCAUACGCUGAGCUACCAGGUCACUUCCAAAGCGCAGAGGCCCUAUCGGCUCUGCAGGGAGAACCACACGGAGAUUUCCCACAUCUUCCUGCAACUCGCCCGUUCCCAUCCCUCAGAGCUGUUGGGGAUUUUCCAUCGAAAACUGGAGAUGGGCAGGGGAGAUACCCGUGUGGGGAUCCUGGCCCUGAUGUCAGAUGUUAUCGGUGCUGAAGUUCCGGGGAUGCCCAGCUGGAAACAUCUGUGCAUCAAAUCAGUGAAAUCAGUUCUUACUGACGGGAGUCCCAGGGUGAGGGUGGCUGUCCUGCAGGCCAUUGGCACGCUGGUCACAGCAGGGUACCUGGAUAAGGUGGAGGGAUGGCCUCUCAACUACAUUGCCCUGCAGCUUGCUGUGUCGGCCAACUCGCUGGAGCGUCCAGUGCGGAGCCUUCCCCUGGGGGGGCUGCUGGAAAAAAUGGUCCAGAAAACCAGCCUGGCCGCGUUAGAAAUAAUCAUUGCCUCGGGCAGGGGGAUCAGCCAGGAGCUGUGGGCACGGCUCCUGGGGUACGUUACCCGCACCCCCUACACUGAUUCCAUGACCCCCCUGUGCCGCUGCCUGAGGAUCCUGGCCGAGAAGCGGCAGCAGCACAGACAAGCAGCCCACGACUGCAGGAAGCCAGUGGCAUCUCCGACUCCCCAGCAGCUGCUGGCCCGGCUGCUGGUGCUGUCAGCAUCCCCCUUCGAGGGAGAAGGACGCGGAGUGGCUGCCCUGCUCCUGCUGAAUGCCCUGCGCCCUGAGCUGUAUGGGGACGAGGCCGAGCAGUGGUGGAUGGAGAUUCCAGCUAUGGUCCAGUAUCUUGACGGACAUAGCAAGUUCUCUCUGGACCAGACCGCGUGGGAGCACAAGCUGUUGGAGUUCCUCCGAAAGACCUUGGAGAGGAGCAAAGAGGGUGGCUGGAGCCAGGAUCUGAGCCAGGAGCUGGGCCAGCAGAUGGGCAGCUAUGCCAGUGGCUCUGUGGAGAAGGCUUUCCUCUGCAAGGUGCUGGGCACAGCCCUGGCCAUGGGCAAGGAUGUGGCUGCAGUGAAAGGGCAGCUCCUGGAGCUGCUGCGCAUGGCCGACUAUCUGAAUGGCACAGAGUUGGAGUGCCUUGGCUCCUGCCUGCAGCUCUGUGCCAGGGACCAGCUGGAUGCCAUCCUGAGAGCUCUCGGCGACUUUGAGGAGGAAAUGGCAGAGGGGGAGGAUUCCUGGCAUCUCAGCCUGUGCAAGGGCCUGGCCCCAUGGGAGAGGGACAGAGUGAAGAGCGCCCUCCUGCUGUUCUACAGCAGUGCAGCAGCCCAGGCACCCCCCCAGCAGCUGCUCCCUCUGCUGGUGGAUGAGAUCGUACCCAAAAUCCUGCACCAUUACAGCACCAGCUCCCAGGCGCUGGGACUAAACGCCAGGCAGAUGGUAACGAGCAGCGAGUAUGAUCCCAGUGUGUCCCCCAGGGCCCAUGCAGCUCGGGCUGGGGCAUCUGCAUGAAUUGCGGGAAGGCUGGGGCUGG
Messenger RNA from Chelonia mydas (Green sea turtle), 2742 nucleotides. RefSeq names its product maestro heat-like repeat-containing protein family member 2A. The coding region runs from base 294 to 2720 and encodes 808 amino acids. The record is from RefSeq and is a predicted model, not a curated record. Gene Ontology annotation, cellular component: cytoplasm. NCBI's taxonomy places the organism in Eukaryota, Metazoa, Chordata, Testudines, Cheloniidae. The transcript has 23 exons.